AUGUUAAGCAGCGCGAAUAAUUCAAAGGCGCACGGUCAGUGGAUUUUAGAAGCGAAUGCUCCCAUUGCGACUCAAUUAUCAGACGAUGACGCCAUCGAGUGUCUGUAUGCCACAGCCAAACAUCCAGGCGACGUGUACGCCGAGAUGACUUUACUCUUGCUGGAACAUCAACUCAGUCCUGGACGUUUAUCCGGGGAUGGCAUCGGUAUUCCUUUACUGCAUCGUGCGGCGUGUUUCUCCAACACAAUGCUAGCUACCGGUAUCAUGUCAUUGCUACUUGAAAGACCGGAUUGCGACGUCAAUGCACUCGACGCCUUCGGAAACACUGCCGUAUCGUAUGCCAUUGCAGCUGGAUCUAUUCGCAACGCGUGUUUCCUUCUUAAGAAUCCAAAGUGUCGAUUGGAGGCGGAGUACGAAGGCCAGUCGUGUUUCUACUAUGCGCUUCAUCUCCUUCCCUCUUUCGCGUGGCGCAUAAUCGCUCGUGAACUGUUAGUAACUAAGCGAGAUCGUGCAUUUCUUCAUUGUGACGCUGGUAACAAAACUUGUGGCUGCAAAGGAUACGAAGGUGAAGACCAAGACGGAGAUUUGUAUCGUCAGUGUAACUUUUGCAGUCAUGAAUCUACGAGUCACCGGAUAGUGCCACUUCCGUCGUGGUUUCGAGAUCAAUACGACACAUAG
Phytophthora infestans T30-4 is the source of this 678-nucleotide messenger RNA. RefSeq lists its product as uncharacterized. The record is from RefSeq and is a predicted model, not a curated record. The coding region runs from base 1 to 678 and encodes 225 amino acids. The transcript is spliced from 3 exons. Lineage: Eukaryota; Oomycota; Peronosporomycetes; Peronosporales; Peronosporaceae.